Clonostachys rhizophaga is the source of this 1524-nucleotide messenger RNA. The record is from the annotation of a GenBank genome assembly. NCBI's taxonomy places the organism in Eukaryota, Fungi, Ascomycota, Sordariomycetes, Hypocreales, Bionectriaceae.
AUGGCUUCGCAUGUGGUGGUGAUUGCUACGGACCUCCGGCGCACGACGAUCAAAGUAACGCCAGGCACAUACCUCAUCGACGUUCUCCAGGAGGCCUGUAAGAAACUGAACCUCCCCGCCGACGCAUACCUGGUCAAACACAAGCAAAAGACAGUCGACCUCUCCGUACCAUUCCGAACAUCUGGAUUAACCGGCGGCGCGAAGCUCGAGCUUGUACAAAAGUCGAAAACCCCCUCCGCAGUCCAAGUAGCUCUGCAGGUCCCCCACCCCGAAGGCAAAGAGAUACCAGGCGGCCGUUUGAUCCAGAAAUUUCCCAGCAACUUGUCGCUAUGGAAAAUACUACGGCAGUUUGAGAGCGGCGACGCCAGCGCUGGGCGGACUCUCAACUUCACCGCGCGGGGUGUUGCUCAAUUGGUUGGAGGCGCCUCAAGCGGAGGUGGUCAGCUCUUCUACGAGACUCCUGUUCUCAACAUCAUGGGACGAGAGUAUGCGACCUUCGCCGAAUUUCAGAAGACCCUAUCUCAGCUCGGGUAUAACUCAGGAAGUGUCCUCAUCCGGCUCUCCUAUAGGGCUACUGACCAGACACUAUAUGAUGCCAUGGAGCACAUCAGCAAGGCCUUCAAGGAGGCAGAGGACGGAGAGCAAGAGUCGGAGGCUACCGCAGGAAAGGAUAAAGCUCCAGGGAAUCCUCCCGAAUCGAGCGAGGAUACACCGAUGACGAAUACGGAGCCCGAGGGUGCGCCGGAGGACGAUAAUUCCCAGAACCAACCUGCGCAAGUCUCCGAAACAUCCGCAGAAACAAAUGCUACCCCCGGGGCACCGGAAAGUGACACACAGGCAGCCAGCUCGUCGGUGCCAGAGAAUUCCUUGCAACCUGUGCAUGUCUUUCUCGCUCCUACCGGCACAGCUCCUGCAGCUGCACAAGCGCCAGUCAACGAGGGAGACUACACCCCUACGAUCGCCCAUGCACAGCUACACCAGGCACGUUUACUAGAGCACUCAAGGAACAAAAGACUGCUUUCGGACAAAGAACUUGAAGAGAAGGCGGCUGCUGAGGCAGCUAAGAUUGCUGCCGUCAAAUCUGUCCUAGUCAAGAUUCGCUUCCCGGAUAACACGAGUAGCGAAUGGGAGGUUGGGCCCACGGCAACGGGAGGCUUUCUGUACGAGGCUGUUCGCCACGUAAUGGCAGAUAGCUCACAGCCGUUCCGAUUGUCAUUACCCGGCAGCAAACAGAUCAUCAAGGACAACACCAACCCAUCCAAUUCUUUGGUCAAAAACUACAAGUUCACAGGACGUGUUCUGCUGAAUGUUGUCUGGGACGAUAGCGUGAAACCUGACGUUCGAAAGCGCCCAUUUCUCAAACAAGCAGUUGCGCAGCAAGGGCAAGCUGUCCAGGUCCCCAAGAUACCCCAGGUGGAAGAGGAGAAAGGUCAGCCAGUAGUCCAGACGGCAAAGAAGGAAGAGAAGGAGCCCGGAAGUCUUGAGAAGAAGUUACCGAAAUGGUUCAAGAUGGGAAAGAAAUAG